Messenger RNA from Hylaeus volcanicus, 660 nucleotides. Its product is annotated as cytochrome c oxidase subunit 2-like. NCBI's taxonomy places the organism in Eukaryota, Metazoa, Arthropoda, Insecta, Hymenoptera, Colletidae. The record is from RefSeq and is a predicted model, not a curated record. Gene Ontology annotation, biological process: ATP synthesis coupled electron transport. The transcript has a single exon. The annotation marks the transcript as partial. Gene Ontology annotation, molecular function: cytochrome-c oxidase activity; copper ion binding. Gene Ontology annotation, cellular component: membrane.
CAUUGAAAGAUAAUUUCAUUUCAAGACCCAAAUUCACCUUUUGCAGAUAAUUUAAAUUUAUUUCAUAACUUUACUAUAAUUUUCAUAACUACAAUUGUUACUUUAACAUUUAUAGUUAUAAUUGAUAUUUGUUUAAACAAAUUUACUAAUCGAUUUCUAUUAAAAAAUCAUAAUAUAGAAAUUAUUUGAACAAUUGCUCCUAUUUUAAUUUUAAUAAUUAUCGCUUUUCCUUCAUUAAAAACAUUAUAUUUUAUUGAUGAAAUUUGAAACCCAACAUUUUUUACAAUUAAAUCUGUAGGUCAUCAAUGAUACUGAAGAUAUGAAUAUCCAGAAUUUAAUGGAAUUGAAUAUAGUUCUUAUAUAAUAAAAAGUAUUGAAAAUAUAAGAACAUUUCGACUGUUAGAAACAGAUACCCGAUUAGUUAUCCCUAUAAAAACACCUAUUCGUAUAUUAACAACAUCAACAGAUGUAAUUCAUUCAUGAGCUAUCCCUUCAUUAGGGAUAAAAAUAGAUUCAGUUCCUGGUCGUAUUAAUCAAAUAACUUUAUUUGUAUCACGUCCAGGUCUUUACUUUGGUCAAUGUUCCGAAAUUUGUGGUGUUAAUCAUAGAUUUAUACCUAUUAUACUAGAAAGAACUAAUUUUAAAAAUUUUACAAAUUGA